AUGGAGGGGGCAGAACAGGUGGGCGAGAGCGUUGCUGUGGAUACGGCUGACGAGUCCAAGAGAAUAUCGCUUCAGAUCACGUCCAUGUCCACGCAGUUGAUGGAAAGUAUCCAGAAUCAGUCGCUUUUGGAGGAAAAAUUAAACCGUGCUAAUAAGGCAGCUGCUGCGCUGAAGGAGCAAACGGUCCACUACGACGAACUGAAGGGACGGGUUGCUAAAUUGGAGGCCUCUCUGACGAAUAGGGAUGAGGAGAUGGCAGCUUUGAAGAGCGCUCUUGCUGAGGAGAAGAGCAAAAGGGCUGCGUCGGACAAGAGUGUGGAGGAGUUACAGAGUGAGGUAGAGGAUCUCACGGCUUCGCUCUUUUCAGAGGCGAACAAUAUGGUUGCAGACGCACGUAAGGAGAAACACACUACUGAAAUUUUGAACAGGAAGCUGUUAGAAGCUGUUAAUGAAAAGGAUAAUGCGUUGGAGACGAUGAAGAUUCAAUUGAAGCACUUGAGGAAAAUGUUGGAGAAGGUGGACGUUGGUUCACCUUCGGCAACCGGGAGAUCCUCCAUGACGAGUGCAGACACUGAUACCAAUUCUUUGAAGGGGAUCGUCACCAGAAGCUCUAAUCAGUCGCAGAGUGAUACAGCACCCUUGGUCGUCUACUCACCAAGUGUUGGCUCGGUACGAUACGAUUUGAGCCUAUACAGCGAGUUUUUGAAGUUCUUGGUUUCGCUCCCACGUUGUACGCAAAUACGCGACACUGAAUCGGAAUCUAAACUGGUUAGACGACUGAUCAACGAUGAAAUAGCUCCCAUUCUCAGAAUAGAUAGUGCACCUGGUAUCGGGUGGAUGGCCAAGAAAUCGUUGAUGAACGUGAUGUUGGAGGGCAUGGUUAUCAUCGAGCCCAACAGCGGUGUCAACGAGAAUUAUCAACAUGGACAUUCGUCCCCAUCAAUAAGUCAGCAUUCGUUGGGCAAAUCACAGCCGCAUCUCUUCAGUUAUCCAGCGGACUCUCCGCCAAUUGCUUCGUUUGAAUCUUGUGCGCUCUGUGGCGAAUCCAGAAGCGAUAUCUACGAGCACGAGAGGCUGCAUAAAAUGAAAAUUCAGCAGAAAAGAGACGACGGUACUCUCGAGGUGGUUAACCUUUACCCAUUGUGUCUAUGGUGUUUAUUGCGGGUGAGGCAAACUUGUGAGAUAUUCUCUUUUCUCAGAUCCUUGAAGACUGGUGUCUGGGGGUUGGAAACGAUCAAGACCAGAGGCUCGCCGACGUCUGCCAAGUCAAAGAAAUUUGAUUUGAAUAAUGCUCCAAUACGUCGGAAUAAAACUAAAAACUCUGCUAACAGGACCAAGAGAAUGAGUUGGAUGGCCGGAUUAGGCUUAAACACUCCAACGAGUAGUUCUUCCGCACCCAAUGAUGUGUCUUUAAUGGAACCUUCAACAACAUUUACGGACAAAAAUGGCCUACCGAACACGAAUAUUAAAAGGGCAUGGCUACAGCUUUGCAAACUGAGAUCUAUUCUACAUUGGGCCCAUAUUGGUAUUUGGUCUGUCAGUGAUGCAUUGGACCUCAAGAUUGGUCCAAUAACCACGGACCCGGACGAUGCUGAAGAUGAUUACAGUCAAAGUUCUUUCAUGAAUUUAAAUUUGAAUUCAAACAACGACAGCAGUGAGGGACAACCUCGCAAUUCUAUACCGCCAACUGCCCAAAGUCUCGUCAUAGCAGAGGAAAGUGGGAAGCUAGCUGAGGAAUCUGCCGUGAAUUCUGUCAACUCUCCAGCAGUUAAGGAGGAAAGAGCAAAUGAAGAGCUAGAAUUAGAUGCAAAACCGGGAGAUGGACAAUUAGAAACUACUAAAACAAACGAAAGUGAUGAUGUUAUUGGAAGUUAUGCGGAAGAAGUACAAUCACCUGUUGAUGAAGCCCAUCCGGACUCGUCGACUAGCAAUGACAAUUUCGACGACGCGAAGGAGAAUAUUUAG
Molecule: messenger RNA, 1965 nt
Organism: Huiozyma naganishii CBS 8797
Lineage: Eukaryota; Fungi; Ascomycota; Saccharomycetes; Saccharomycetales; Saccharomycetaceae
Gene: SEC2
Product: guanine nucleotide exchange factor SEC2
Exons: 1
Coding region: 1-1965 (654 amino acids)
Biological process (GO): exocytosis
Cellular component (GO): Golgi to plasma membrane transport vesicle; cell tip
Molecular function (GO): guanyl-nucleotide exchange factor activity
Source: RefSeq, a predicted model, not a curated record